This is a messenger RNA of Scutellospora calospora, 432 nucleotides long. Lineage: Eukaryota; Fungi; Glomeromycota; Glomeromycetes; Diversisporales; Gigasporaceae. The record is from the annotation of a GenBank genome assembly.
CAAUGAAAAAAAACUUCGAGUCUUCAGUCCCGUUGUACUUUUUCAUGAACCAAUAUGCCGCCAAAAUACUUUUGAACCUGAUUACGUUUCUCAUAUAUGCCCAGCGGACGAAGAAUAUAAUGAAAUGAUAAAAAACACUAAAAAACGUGUGGAUGACAUGUUAAACACCAAUAGUCAAUAUUGGAGAAUCGUAAUCGAAGAUUGCCGAGCAUAUGAAAAGACAAAGAUUUGUGACUCGAUUGAUAAAACACAAUCACUACCAACAACAUCAAUGCUAUCUAAUUCAAUUUACAGUCACCAUCAUCUUAUUUCUCAAGAACAUCAAACUGUAGAUGGGGCCCUCAUAAAACCUCCAAAAAGACGGCGUGGAAACUUACCUAAAACCACAACAGCCCUGCUAAAAACCUGGCUGGCCCAACACAAAAAGCAUCC